Molecule: messenger RNA, 2051 nt
Organism: Vitis riparia (riverbank grape)
Lineage: Eukaryota; Viridiplantae; Streptophyta; Magnoliopsida; Vitales; Vitaceae
Product: 1-aminocyclopropane-1-carboxylate synthase
Exons: 4
Coding region: 148-1593 (481 amino acids)
Biological process (GO): biosynthetic process; amino acid metabolic process
Molecular function (GO): pyridoxal phosphate binding; transaminase activity
Source: RefSeq, a predicted model, not a curated record
AGGAGUACUUGGGAUCAUCAGACUUGUGUGCUUGUUGAAUUGAGAACCAACCACUUCAAAGACCGUCUUUUCUCUCUCGCCUUCUGUAAAUUCUCUUCAUUCACACAUUUUUUACCCCAUUUCUCUCAGAUCCUUGAAUUCGGAAUCAUGGGGUACAUGAGUAAUCAACAGCAGUUGUUGUCCAAGAUAGCAACCAACAAUGGCCAUGGCGAAAAUUCUCCUUAUUUUGAUGGGUGGAAGGCAUAUGAUAGCGAUCCAUAUCAUUCUAUUGAAAACCCUGGGGGGGUUAUCCAGAUGGGUCUUGCAGAAAACCAGCUUUCCUUUGAUAUAAUUGAAGAGUGGCUUCUGAAGAACCCAAAAGCUUCCAUUUGUACUGUGGAAGGAAUGAGCGAAUUCAGGGAUGUUGCUAUCUUUCAGGACUAUCAUGGCCUAAGAGAGUUCAGAAAUGCUGUGGCCAAGUUUAUGGGAAAAGUGAGAGGAGAUAGAGUCGUAUUCGAUCCCGACCGCAUUGUAAUGAGCGGUGGAGCCACCGGCGCUCAUGAGCUGGUCACCUUCUGCUUGGCUGAUCCUGGUGAUGCAUUCCUGGUCCCCACGCCUUACUACCCAGGAUUUGAUAGAGACUUGAGGUGGAGAACAGGAGUGCAACUCCUUCCAGUUGUUUGCGAAAGCUCUAACGAUUUCAAGAUUACCAGAGAAGCAUUGGAAGCGGCAUAUGAGAAAGCCCAAGAGGACAACAUCAAAGUGAAAGGCUUGCUCAUAACCAAUCCAUCAAACCCGUUGGGGACAGUCCUGGACAGGGAGACACUGAAAAGUCUAGUGACCUUCGUCACUGAAAAAAGCAUCCACCUCAUCAGUGACGAAAUAUACGCUGCCACCGUCUUCAGCUCACCCGGCUUCAUUGGCGUCUCAGAGAUAAUAGAUGAAAUGGAAUGCAACCGUGACCUCAUCCACAUCGUCUAUAGUCUCUCCAAGGACAUGGGCUUUCCUGGAUUUAGAGUCGGCAUUGUGUAUUCAUACAACGAUGAUGUAGUGAACAUCGGCCGCAAGAUGUCGAGCUUCGGACUGGUUUCUUCACAGACCCAACACCUAAUCGCAUCAAUGCUAUCAGAUGAUGAGUUUGUUGAGAGCUUCAUUACCAAGAACUCAGAGAAGCUGGCCACAAGGUAUAAGACCUUCUCUAGGGGACUAUCCCAAGUGGGCAUUGGCUGUCUUAAGAGCAAUGCGGGUCUCUUUUUCUGGAUGGACUUGCGUAGACUCCUCAAGGAGCCGACAGUUGAGGCUGAGAUGGCACUGUGGCGUCUGAUAAUCAAUGAAGUCAAGCUCAAUGUUUCACCUGGCUCAUCCUUCCAUUGCUCGGAGCCUGGCUGGUUUAGGGUUUGCUUUGCAAACAUGGAUGAUGAAACCAUGGAAGUGGCCCUACGAAGGAUCCGGAACUUUGUGCUUAAAGCCAAAGAAAAGGAGGUGUCUGCCAAGAGACAGCGUUGGCAAAACAAUCUCAAAGUCCGCUUAUCAUUCAGAGGAUUGGAUGAGCCGCACUUGAUGUCCCCUCACUCUCCUAUUCCUCAAUCACCCCUUGUCCGAGCAAGGACUUGAGUACAAAAAUUGGAAACUAUGCCUCAGGUAAUUGUCGGAUGUGUUUUUUCCCCGUGCAAAUGCAGGGAGUUUAUAGUAGAAUGCUGAAUUAAUUUACAUCACUGGUCGCGAUAUUUACCGGAUUCUCGUUUUGAUCGAAGUGUCUGAUCAAAACAUUUGUUCCCGUGGGUUUGCUUUAAUCCACAAAUGGAUUUAUGCAACUUGCAUAUCAAAUGCUCUGGCCCUUCACCGAUCUGUAGCCUGUAAUUUUUCCCACAUGGAGGAUGAUGCAACUUUCAUCGACCAUGUAGGAGUAGAUACGUUCAAAUGUGUAUUUUUAUUUUUUAGCAUCAAAUUUGAAGCAAAUAUUGGUGCUGAAAAUGGAUAGUAUUUGUAAGCACGCAGUGUGAUUUAAGUACAUGAGAUGUAAAAGGAUCUUUGUGGACGCUCAUAAAUAAAUUGUUUCUUUCCUUUCUUUU